CACAGUAUGUGCAUAUUGUACAACAGAACAAUAUAGUAGUGCAUGUAGAAUAGUGCACAUUAUGGCAGGAUCACAUUGUAGUGUGUGGCUUCAUGUUGUAAUAUUGUCUAGGUGCCAUAGUGCACAGCCUUGUGUAUUGUAGUGUAUUGCAUAGUUGUGUAUUAGUGCACACCACAGCAUGACAAUAGUGCACUAUGUUAGUCAAUUGGUCAAUAACCAUUGUGGCCAGCAGUCUAUAAGUGCAUUGGUGUGCUGCUGCUGAUUGCUUGCUUUAGUGCACUGUAUAGUCCAUCAAAUAUUCAUGGUGAGCAGUGCGAAUAUUUUAACAAAUGAGUCAACUAUAGAUCAUAAAUGAGUAUGCACACGUGAAGUAGCAUAUACUAACGUAUACACCUAUGCCUGAGUGUACUACCAUGUAUAUACCACCCUCUGUGAGGUCACAGCAUUGUAACAUUACUAUGCUGCAUAUCUCUAUAGUGAAGUGUGCUGAAAUACGUGCGAGUGAAAUCUGUGAUAUCAGUGUAUGGUGUACGUAUAGUGAAAUAUAUGAUGAGUGUAUAGUGUACCUAUAGUGAAAUAUAUCUGAAGGAAAUAUAUGAGUGUAUAAUAUACUAUAGUGAAAUAUAUUAGUGAAUUAUACGAAUGUAUAAUGUACAUAUAGUGAAAUAUAGGAUUUGCUGAAAUAUAGGAGUGAGAUACAUGAUAAAUGAGUGUAUAAUGUACCUAUACUGGAGUAUAUAUGAUUGUAUAGUGAACUGGAUGUGAGUGUGUAGUAGAUACAAGAUAGAAGUGCCCAUGUCUGUAGGUGAGGUAUCGGGGAGCUGUAGGACAAUGCCUCCUUGUACUAUAUAUACUGUAUCAGGACGAUCGUAUGUAACUGUGCACGACACAUAACACACAUGCCUAUAGUAUAGGAAUAGUGGAUAUAAAAGAAAUUGCAAAUUCUGUUCUACCUUAAAGGACAAAAAAAAAGAAAAAAGAAAAAAAAGAAAGAAAAAGAAAAAAGCCCCGACUAUAGGGGCAGGCUGAUUGUAUGGCAAGAUUUAUAUAGUAAAAUGCAGCCUUAUUUCCUUUAGAAGGGGAGGUGCAGGAUAAGAGUAUGCUAAUUAGCCGGAGAUUUUUUUGGGGGGAAGGGGUGGAAUAUCAAUUUUUAUUGCAUCACCUGUCAGGAGUGUCCAAUCAGCGGCGGCUGUAGGGGAAUUAAUGGAUGAAGGUGUCUCCGGACUCCUCACUAUAGUGCAGCGGCGGAGGGAAGAGCACAUUCCAGGAUUCCGGGGGCUCUCAUGCACUGGGGGGCUGCACCAGGACUCAGGUACUGCAGCCUCUAACAAUGGAGAGCUGCCAGUCCUCUCUAUGGCUCUAGGACCUGCCUAUCUGUCUCUGCCUGGAUCUCCAGCUGUACAUGUGACUAGUCCUAUAGACUUUAUAGGGCAAUCAGCAGGCUUUCUCUUCCUUCAAGCAAGGAUGCCUUGAGACUGCAAGCAUCCGGAUCUGCAAGCACCACCACCACCACCACCACCUCUGCUUUGCCAAAUGCUGAGGAGGCUAUGACCCAAAGCAAUGGGUGAUCUGGAGUCUGGCUUUGAAGUGGUGGAUGGAGUCAGGCUAGGAUACCUGGUCAUCCAAGGCAAGCAGAUGUUCGCCCUGUCUCAGGUCUUUACAGAUCUCCUGAAGAACAUUCCAAGAACCACAGUGCACAAGCGCAUGGAUCAUCUAAAAGUGAAGAAGCACCACUGUGACUUGGAGGAGCUGAGGAAGCUCAAGGCGAUCAACUCCAUAGCUUUCCGUGCGGCCAAAUGCACUCUGAUCUCCAGAGAGGACGUGGAAGCCCUGUACACCUCCUGCAAGACUGAAAGGGUCCUCAAGACAAAAAGGAGGAGGAUAAGCAGACCACUGUCAACAAAAGAGCACCCAUCCCCCGACCCUUACUGCAGUUUCUGGAAGGAGAACAAAGUUUGGCUGGGUCUGAAUGAAUCUACCAAGCCAAUCAAGAGAAAAGCCUUUGCUCCUGGAGAACCAGAUCUUCUACCGGCUGCUGAUCUACCUCACUUUCUUAGUAAAUACACUGGUCACAGCUACCCACAAAUAGCAAGGUCUCCUUGCAAAACCCCUGGAAACUAUGAAACUCCUCAGAUCCCCGGAGACUGUGUAGCAGCUUUCCACUCCAGCCUGCCCUACUUCAGGGGCGUGCUGUGCAGCAAGCACCCUGCCUACUACUACCAACCAGCCAUUGCCCAACCCAAGCUAGGCAGCUCAGUGACUUACAGAUACAAAAGGAGAAGGUCUUCAGCGGACAAGGACUCCUCAUUCCACAGCAGCAGCGGCAGCAGCAGUAGGAGGUUCUUCUUUUUACCCAAGCCCUACAGAUCCAAAGGAACCCCCUUGUGCCUGGAGAGGAUCCACCUGGUCAAUGGCUUCUGCGCCCAGCACCUGGAUGUCCUACAGGAGGGUUACAGCAGCGACUCAGAGUCCAGUUCUGCUGCCAAUGACUCGGAUUUUGGUUCUAGUUUGUCCAGCAGCAGCAACUCUGUGUCCUCCGACGAUGAGGAGGAAGAGGAGGAGGAGGAGGGAAGCCUGUCUGACUCCAGUGAGCUGAGCUCUGAUGAGGAGGACAGCUCCUCUGAGUCAGACAGCAGCUCUGUGUCCAGCCAGGUCUCAGUGGAAAGCAUACGAUUUAGGAGAACUAGUUUUUCCAGCCCUGCUCACAUGGCCCAAGCAAACCUCCUCUGCCAGUUCCCCAGGUCCCCUAGCCCUAGUUCUGGUAAGGCAACUCACUGUGAGAUUAAAUCCGAAAGCCAGGAUUGGAGUCACCAAGGCUUUAGGAGUUCUGGGAUGUAUUGUGCUCUUGGGGGCUCCUUUCCUGAGAAAACCUCUGGGAUCCAUCUCCCACUUUCUGCUUUCUCCUCUAAUGCUAAGAGAAGUGACAUGACAAUUAACUGUGAGGGGGGCUCUUCACCUAGCCCAAAGAAAAAACAGACAUUCUUACCACAACAAAGGAUAAACAGGGAGAGCAAGCACUCCACUCUCUCACCAUGUGUGCAAAGGAAUACCACAACCCCCAGCUCCUUACAUUGUGUGUCUGCAACCACCACUGAGAAGGGGGACAAAUUGUGUAGAGUGGAUGUGCCUGAAAACUCGGAGCAGCCUCACAAUAGUGGGGUGAAUGCAUGCACUGAUCUAGCCUUUCUGCACAAUGUCAAAAUUAAAAUUGAGGACAGUAGUGGUCAUGAAGAAUACCAUAACCAGCAUAAGCUAAACUAUGAGUGCAAUGUUGCUAAGGAUGAGCUUGAUAGCGAUAGGGGGGAGGAUAAAACCGAGGGGGCUUUAGUCAAAGCCAAACUGGACUCUGUGUGCACUGAUACUAAACAACAAACCACUUCUGGAGAUACUGUGACUCCAAGUGAGGAGGACCCUCCAUGCACUUUAGAUACACCCAACAAGCCUGAGGAUGGAGAUUACAAAUAUGGUGCUAAGGUCAGGAAAAAUUACAGGACACUGGUGCUAGGAAAAAGACCUAUAUUACAGACAACUCCCUGCAAGCCCAAUCUGAAAUCUGCAAGGAGCCCAAGAUCCCCAGGUAAAAGUGAAUUUUUUGAAGGGACACUGGAUGGUAUGACAGUGACCAAUAGACGCAAAAGGUUAGCCAACAAUGUAGCUUCUACAGUAAAAAGACCUUUUAAUUUCAUGGCAAAUUUCCCCAGUCCAUCGUCAUUGAUUAUUGGCAAAGAGGGAGAUUUAGUCCCUGCCUACUCCUUAAACAGCACAAAGGAUUCUUACCCACCCCACAAGGCCCAUCCUAUUUGGAAAUGGCAGUUGGGUGGUUCUCCAGUACCUCUCCCUCCUAGUCACAAAUUCAGGACAUUUCAAUCAUAAUUCUUUUUUUUGUAUGGGGAAAUGUUUUUUUUGUUUUUUUUUUCCCCUAUGGUUGUAUCAGCCUUUUUUUUAAAAUAUAUAUAUAUAUUAUAUUAUUAUUAAUUAUUAUUAUUAAUUUGGAUUUAUUUGCCCUGACAUCUCCUGGAGAAGGAAAUUGUGGAUGCCAUUUUCAUUUACAAUAUGGAAUUUUCGCUUGGUUACAUUCCUCAGACUACUCAGUGCUUAAAGACUUGCAUUAACCCUGGCCUUGAAUGGAAGUUGUUUCUUUCUUUUUUUAUUUUUAUUUUAAUAUUUUUUUAUUUUAUAUAUUAUUAUUAUUUUAUUUUUAUUUUUUAUUUUUUUGCAAAGCACCCGGUACCUCAGUUCAUCUGCUACAAAACAAAUGUCAAAGCAUUUCAGUGUAAUAAAAAGAAACUAUAGUAUGAGCCAUUUGCAUUUUCUGCACUAGAUUUGGAAAGUUGAAGUAUGACUGUGUCAUUUGUUGCACAAUAUGGGUCACCCAUGAAUAAUUAGAUGUGGCAGAUUUUACUUUAAUAUUUGAGUGAGAGGGUGUUUUUUGUGUUUUUUUUUAAAUUUUAUUUUUCAAGAGCAGUUGCACUUAACUCGUUUUUAUGGACUGGAAUGGUCUUGGGCCUAGAUUUAGCUCAGGCCUUGGGAAAAUAAGCUGCCUCAACAACUAGUGAAAAUAAAUAUGUCAUUGUAUUUUGUUAAAUGAUGUCUUUUUACGUGCACAAUCAUACAGUGUGUAGUGAAAUCGCAAUUGUAUCCAAAGGUCUCUCUUUUUCUGUAUCACUCCCCUAGCAUCAGAUAUGAGAGAAGAGUGACAUUUCUAUUCUCCCAAAAUAAACAUAUACCUGGCUUAGAGAAGACUGUGCAGAUGAAGAGAGUCAUAUUAUAAAUGUAACAGAGUGCUGUGAUGAUAUUGUGAUUUUUUUUUUUGUAUUAUUUUUUUCUUGGUAGAGGCCCCAUUAAUACCCCCCUGUGACAAACUGCAUUAUUCCUUGUAGCUCAAGAGAGACAGAAAAAAAACAAAAAAAACUUGAAUGGUCAAUAUAAAGCCUGGAGAAUUUCUGCAAAUGACAAUCACAGUCAGUUCUCUACACUUGCACUUAUAAACUGAGUUUAGUAAAUAUUGUAGAGACCCAUUGGUGUAAUUUUUUCCCCCCUGUAAUGUGUUGACAGCAGUAAAUCAAAAAUAAUGGAAAUUUGCACUGUUGAGAGAGCAUGUUUCGCCUUCGUUGAAAUUAAAAAGAAAAAGAAAAAAAAAACACCUGGAAAACCACUGUUUUCUUGAACGAACACAAUUCAAUUCAUCUUGAUUAUUUUAUAUACUUUUUAUUAUAUUAUUGAGUCUUAUGGACUGAGGUGUUGCUAAGGCAUUUCUGAAAAUGCAUAUUUUUUUUAUUUUUGUAAUAAGGGAGGUCUAAAUGUUGUGCAUUAAAAAAAUAUAAAUCAGGAGGCAGUGUUUUUUUUAAUACAGGAGAAUUUUCAGCAAACAGUACAUUUUACA
Bufo bufo (common toad) is the source of this 5383-nucleotide messenger RNA. It is a transcript of the gene SKIDA1, whose product is annotated as SKI/DACH domain containing 1. The record is from RefSeq and is a predicted model, not a curated record. Bases 1561 to 3873 code for a protein of 770 amino acids. NCBI's taxonomy places the organism in Eukaryota, Metazoa, Chordata, Amphibia, Anura, Bufonidae. The transcript has a single exon.